CCGAAAAGAUAUAAUUAUUUUAAAAAUAAAAGAUAUAAUUAAUUCCUGUUGUUGAAUUGUUUUGGGUCCAUUAUUCACAUCACAUCGUCACACCCACACCCACACCCACGUUUCUCUUGCGCUUCAUCAUUCAGAUCACGGAAAACCACAGUUCUAAGAUGGGUGUGGCUCAGAAAAUUCCCGAUACCGAGGAUGGCACUUUGGAGAUAGGAAUGGAAUACCGAACUGUGUCUGGAGUUGCUGGACCGUUGGUCAUCCUUGAUAAAGUUAAGGGACCCAAAUUUCAAGAGAUUGUUAAUAUUCGUUUAGGAGAUGGAACUACUCGUCGUGGACAAGUUCUAGAGGUUGAUGGUGAAAAGGCUGUUGUUCAGGUAUUCGAAGGUACAUCUGGGAUUGACAAUAAAUUUACGACUGUGCAAUUUACCGGAGAGGUGUUAAAAACUCCUGUCUCACUGGACAUGCUUGGACGCAUAUUCAAUGGUUCUGGAAAACCAAUUGAUAACGGUCCACCGAUUUUGCCUGAGGCUUACUUGGAUAUAUCAGGAAGUUCCAUCAACCCUAGUGAGAGAACGUAUCCUGAGGAGAUGAUACAGACGGGAAUAUCUACAAUUGAUGUCAUGAAUUCUAUUGCUAGAGGUCAAAAGAUCCCUCUAUUCUCAGCAGCUGGUCUCCCCCAUAAUGAAAUCGCUGCACAAAUAUGUCGUCAGGCUGGCCUAGUCAAGCGAUUAGAGAAGUCUGAUAACCUUCUUGAGGGUGGAGAAGAUGACAAUUUUGCCAUUGUGUUUGCGGCUAUGGGAGUUAACAUGGAGACAGCACAGUUUUUCAAACGUGACUUUGAGGAAAAUGGUUCAAUGGAGAGAGUGACCCUUUUCCUUAAUUUGGCAAAUGAUCCUACAAUUGAGCGUAUUAUCACUCCUCGUAUUGCUCUUACUACUGCUGAAUAUUUGGCUUAUGAGUGUGGCAAGCAUGUUCUUGUGAUACUCACAGAUAUGAGUUCUUAUGCUGAUGCUCUUCGUGAGGUAUCUGCUGCCCGUGAAGAAGUGCCAGGAAGACGUGGUUACCCUGGUUAUAUGUAUACAGAUCUUGCAACAAUUUAUGAACGUGCUGGAAGAAUUGAGGGACGCAAAGGCUCUAUUACCCAAAUUCCAAUUCUAACCAUGCCAAAUGAUGAUAUUACACAUCCAACUCCUGACCUGACUGGAUAUAUCACUGAGGGGCAGAUAUACAUUGAUAGGCAGCUGCACAAUAGACAGAUAUACCCACCAAUCAACGUCCUUCCCUCACUUUCUCGGUUGAUGAAGAGUGCCAUUGGUGAAGGAAUGACUAGAAAGGAUCAUUCUGAUGUGUCCAACCAGCUAUAUGCAAAUUAUGCCAUUGGAAAGGAUGUUCAGGCAAUGAAAGCUGUGGUUGGAGAAGAAGCACUUUCAUCUGAGGACCUGCUUUAUCUGGAAUUUUUGGACAAGUUUGAGAGGAAGUUUGUGGCCCAGGGAGCUUAUGACACCCGCAAUAUAUUCCAGUCACUUGAUCUUGCAUGGACUUUACUUCGUAUUUUCCCUCGUGAGCUUCUUCAUCGUAUACCAGCCAAGACUCUUGACCAGUUUUACAGCCGAGAUGCUGGUAAUUGAUGAGCAGGCAAGUUCAUAUAGCUUGGUCUCAGCGCCUAAAAGCAUCAGCCAUUAGUUCGCUUCUUAGUUUUCUCGCCCAAAGUUCAUACUUCUUCUAUCCAUCAGAAAUAUAAUAAAGGAUUGAGUCUGUAUGAGUGCCUUAUAUUCUGAGUCCGAAAUAGAAGAAAACCCCCAUAGUUGGCAUGAUGAUUCCUAUGCCAUUUUGUUUUCUUUUGGUGGAGAAAAUAUUUUGUUAGUUGUGUUUCACACAGUUUGGGAUGGUUGGAAUUUGUGGAGACUGUCCUCCAGAUGUAUGUUUGCUUGUUUCACAAUCUUAUUUAUCUUGUAAUUUUGUCUUUUAGGUUAUUUAUAAUCAGGAUAGUUGUCAGUUGGACACUUCUUGAUGUAAUUAUAUGUUUUACUCUAUUAAUAAUUGAAACAAGCUUCUGUA
Messenger RNA from Lotus japonicus, 2055 nucleotides. RefSeq names its product V-type proton ATPase subunit B 2. Gene Ontology annotation, cellular component: proton-transporting V-type ATPase, V1 domain. Gene Ontology annotation, molecular function: proton-transporting ATPase activity, rotational mechanism; ATP binding. Gene Ontology annotation, biological process: proton transmembrane transport; ATP metabolic process. Lineage: Eukaryota; Viridiplantae; Streptophyta; Magnoliopsida; Fabales; Fabaceae. Bases 159 to 1625 code for a protein of 488 amino acids. The transcript is spliced from 15 exons. The record is from RefSeq and is a predicted model, not a curated record.